AUGGAGAGCAAAGACAAGAACUACUGCUUUUGGGAGCACGGCAUUGGUCUGGACAUUGAGCAGAGCCUCGGGGGGUGCAUGGACAGCACCGAGACCAGCGAAUACUUCACGUCUUUCACUUUGGUUGUCCCUAUGACUUUAAGCGACGUGGCUGGAUUUCUGAGGAGGAAAGAAAGCUGUGCCAAGUGCCAUGAUGAGAAUGGGCCAAGCGCUGAGAAAGCUCUGCUGAAUUUUGAUGGGGGAGCAAAGGAGACCCCUCUGAACACCAAGGAGUGCAACAUCCAAGAUGCCACUGCCAGAUUUUUAAAGAGAGAGAAACUGAUUGUUGGGGAGGAUCUUUCAGAUCUGGCUGAUAAAUUUGAGAAUGAGCUCAGCUUGGCAAAUGGUCCUCCUCUUAUCAAGCCAGUUUAUUCAAAAGCUGGUCUCCAGUGUGCAUCUGAACUCCAAGAAUGCCUCUACCCAGUGGGUUCUAGUGAAAUCAAAUGGAAGCCAGAAACCAUCUGCACCAACCUAUUCUCAGAGUAUCCUGGAUUAGAGGAUUUAAUGAAAAAACAAAUCCAUCCACUUAACAAGGGGGUACUGAUAUUUUCAAGGAGUUGGGCUGUUGACAUUGGAUUGCGGAGAAAACAGGAUGUUGUGUGUGAUGCUCUCUUAGUAGCUGAAAAUGUGUAGCCAGUAUUGUAUACCGUAGUCAAGGAUGCCCCUUCUGCUGAGUCUGAAAACUCAAGAGAAACUGCUUAUGCAUUAAAGCAGAAACUAGUCAAUGAUGGGGGAUAUGCUUCAAAAGUGUGUGUGAUUCCCCAAAUACUGCACCUGAAUGGCACAGAGAAGCAGAUGGAAGUUGCAGAGGAUGACAUUUUCCAGCAAGAGAACCAAAAAAACCCAUGUGGUUAUGGCAGCUUGUACCCAGAGAAUUACAUCCUCACCUCCAGGGACAUCCCCGCAUUCCUGCAUGCACUUGUGAUUGUUGUGCUGUGCUUUAAGUCCUACUUAAGUGACCAUCUUGGCUAUGAGAUUUUCAACCUUCUCACUCUCAAACAGUAUGAGCAGCUCUCCAAGAACCUGCACAAAGCCAAGGAGCAGUGUGUCCUUGGUGUUCCUGGAACAGGGAAAACAAUCAUGGCUUUGAAGAUCAUUGAGAGAAUAAGAAACAUUUUUCACUGUUCCACAAAAGAGAUACUCUACAUUUGU
Messenger RNA from Haliaeetus leucocephalus (bald eagle), 1191 nucleotides. Its product is annotated as schlafen family member 11-like. The annotation marks the transcript as partial. The transcript has 4 exons. Lineage: Eukaryota; Metazoa; Chordata; Aves; Accipitriformes; Accipitridae. The record is from RefSeq and is a predicted model, not a curated record.